UGGGCAGGCCCUGGGCCCCUCCGAAUUCCCGGUGUCAGGGUCUCCCUCCUGCUGUCCUGGAGCCCCGGCUGUGGAGGCCACGGCAGCUGGCUGGCCUACGCGUAUCUUCCUCCUUCCACUGGUAUGAGUUGCCCCUCGUCUGGGAGGCCGGCGGACCCUUCCUGAGGGCCCGGCGGUGGCUCCUGAGGUGGCCUCCCUCCCCUCCCCACUGGCUGGGUGGGGGUGGGAAGGGGGCGGGCGCAGCCGGCUGAGCCCCGAUGAUUUCCUGCCCUCACCCGGCGCUCACCACAGCUUCCUGCCACAGGCAGGCGGGCGCUGAGGAGAGGCGGGCGCAGAGCCGAGGGGCAGGUAGGGCUGGCGCACAGGGGCUGUGUAGGGGUGGCUGGUGCCCCAGACUCCAGCCCAGGCCCUGGCCCGACCGCCCCGGGAUCGCGGGUCUUCCAGAGCCAGCACGGACACCCACUCUGCCCGGAGAGGGGAGGGGACCCAGGGAGCCCCCAGGGAGGGCACCUCUGCCCCCCACCAGCCUCCCAGCCUGGUGCCCGCUCGGCCCCUGUACCCUUGCCGGCCUGGCCCCUGCCCUGCUGCUGCUCUGUCCCAAAGGGGUGUGCAGUGAGCAGCCAGGCCUGGUCCAAGCUCUCUCCUGCAGAUGGAGGCGGUCAGCCUGGUGCCCGUCGUGCUGGGCCUCCUGCUGCUGCCUGUCCUGGCUGUGCUGCUGAUGGCCUUGUGUGUGCGUUGCCGGGAGCUGCCAGGCUCAUAUGACGCUGCUGCCUGCGAUAGUUUGACCCCAAGUAGCAUUGUGAUCAAACCACCACCCACACUCGCCCCCUGGCCACCAGCCACUUCCUACCCGCCUGUGACCUACCCUCUCCAGAGCCAGCCAGACCUGCUUCCCAUCCCGAGAUCCCCGCAGCCCCCCGGAGGCUCACACCGCAUGCCGUCUUCCCGGCAGGACUCAGAUGGCGCCAACAGUGUGGCCAGCUACGAGAACGAGGGUGCGUCUGGGACCCCCGCAGCCCUGGCUGGGAGGAGGCUGGGGCCUGUCCCGGCCUCUGCUGACCCUGUGUCGUCACCCCCAGAGGCAGCCUGCGAGGAUGCGGAUGACGACGAGGAUGAGGAGGACUACCACAACGGCCGCUACCUGGUGGUGCUCCCUGACAGUGCCCCGGCCACCGGCGCCGCGGCCCCGCCGGCUCCCGUGUCCGGCAGCCCCGGCCCACGAGACAGCGCCUUCUCCAUGGAGUCGGGGGAAGAUUAUGUGAACGUGCCUGAGAGUGAGGAGAGUGCAGACGCGUCUCUGGAUGGGAGCCGGGAGUACGUGAACGUGUCUCAGGACCUACAGCCCGUGGCCAGGACCAAGGCUGCCCCCCGGAGUUCCCAGGAGGCGGAGGAGGAGGAGACUCCAGAUUACGAGAAUCUGCAGCUAAACUGAAGGCCUGCGCGAGGCCGUGCCUGUCUGGAGCCAGCCUUGCCCGGGGGUGCGGAGCGGGGCAGCUGGCCGUGGCCCUGUGCAGCCGCACGUGGCGCCCUGCCCCGGCUCUGGCCUGACGACAGCCUGAGAACUUUCCCCCUAACUUAUUGUCACUUUGGGGUCUAGUCUGUGUGGCCCCGAACUCUGCACCUUCUGACACAGCCUGAGAAUGAACCCCCCUGACCCCAGCCCUACUCUGUAACAGAAUAAAGGCUGGUGUGGUCUGUAGUGUUCUUGGCUUUGGGGGCCCAGGGGGUGAGAGUGAGGGUGAGGGUUGGCUGUGUCUGAGGUCCUGAGUGUGUGUGUGUGUUGUGUGUGUGUGUGUGUGUUUCUGGGGGUCUCCAUCCUCAGGCCCUCCUGGGGGUCCUGACCAGGUAUGUGCGAGUGACUGAACGAAGCCUGGGGCACGUCACCUUCUGAGUGAGGCAGUCCUGACUCUGGCUGGCCCCUCUGGGGCUCAGACGUGUCUCCCCAGGAGACAGUCCUUACAAGAGGCAGACGAUGGCCGUGGCAAUGGGGGAACAGGACGUGGGGAAGCACUGGGUGGGUGUCCAGAGCAAGACCCUUCCCCGCUGGCCUCUUGCUUCUCCGUUUUUAAAACAAGGGGGUGGACUUGAUGACCUCAGAGGGCUUUCUUAAUUCUUACUUUUUGUGGUUCUUAAUAAGACAGAACUUUAAAAAUUGUCUAAGCAACUGAAAAAGUUAACGGGCAGCGCAGUCCUCUUCAGGCUUGACGUACAGAUGACUCACCUGGGGGUUUUGUGAAAAUGCAGAUUCUGAUUCAGUCGAUCUGGGACAUAGCAUUUCUAAGGAGCUCCCAAGUGGUUCUACUGCUGCUCCGAGACCCACCCCACCCCCGCCGAGUAGCAGGAUCUGGUGGACACCCUGGUGGUUGUGACUGGCUCCCAUGCGGGCAUGUGACAGUCUGGCCAGAGUGCGGCCCAGCGCUGGACGUGGUCAGGAAGUGUCAGGAAGGAGAAGCUUUUUUGUUCACGGCAGUCGUGGAGCUGGGAGAACGUGGUCCUGGAGCCCCUACUUGGAGAACCUCCCUAGAAUGAAGCCAGCGUGGAGGAGAGAAGGCCCAGAUGUGGGCAGGGCUGGCUUCCUGGUGGUAUCAGAACGCCUGGAUCCAGUCACACCUGAGGCAAGGCACCCCCUCAGAUUUCCAGUUACGUGGGCCAAUAAACGACCAGUUUUCUUCAGCCGGCUUGAUUUGGGGUUUCUGUUGCACACAGCCAGGGUAGUCCUGCGUGAGAUGCAAAGUCGUUGGCAUCCUCUGGUCUGCAAAGGUAACUCCUAGAGGCCACUCCUCUAGGAAGCACCUGCUGCAUCUCCAUCCUUAUUUAAUCAUCGUUACAGCCCUGUUGUCAGUUACUGUGUGUAUAUCCCCAUUUUUCAGGCGAGGAAGCACAGGCUCAGAGAGGAA
This is a messenger RNA of Hippopotamus amphibius kiboko, 2897 nucleotides long. It is a transcript of the gene LAT, whose product is annotated as linker for activation of T cells. Gene Ontology annotation, biological process: signal transduction. Gene Ontology annotation, cellular component: membrane. Bases 650 to 1432 code for a protein of 260 amino acids. NCBI's taxonomy places the organism in Eukaryota, Metazoa, Chordata, Mammalia, Artiodactyla, Hippopotamidae. The transcript has 11 exons. The record is from RefSeq and is a predicted model, not a curated record.